GGAAUCAACGUAUUGGAGUGCGUUGUGGUAUUAGGAGCAUGCAAUAUCGGGGCAUGUGACCGAAUAGACCUCUAUUGUCUCUCAUCGACGCGUUCCCUCUUCCCUGGCAUUCUCAGUUUCCGAUUUUCUGAUUUCCGGUGCGUGUGAUUUAUGUGUUUUGCUGCUGCCGUGCUGUGCGUUAUAUAUUCUUAAAUUAUCAACGUGAUUAAAUACGGAACUGUAAGUAUUUUAGCGCUUGAUUCCACGUUCGUUCAACCUUUCCAACUUUAUGGAUGGCUUCCGCGUCUCGGCCCGCUCAGCUCCGCUUCCCGCUGUCUUGUCCGCUGCACCCUGGUCGUCUGGCUGUUUGCUGAUGGAUGGUGUGGGCGAUGGUUCCUUUCCACCACCUCCUGGAGGCGGUUUCAAGGCCGGUCGCUGUAUCUGGUCGCCAGUUCCUUUCACCGUCCCAGGAACAAGGUUUCGUAGCCCCGAGUCGCCUCUCGUACUGUUGGAACGCUCAGGAUACGCCGCAGGCUGCCGUUGCUCAGGACACGUAUUCCAAUUUUUAGGUGCUGCUGCCGCUGCUGCUGGAUGCCUCUCGGACGCCUUAGGACUGCCACGCCCUUCCGGAUUCGUUCUCAGGACUCACUGGACGCCGUCUCGUAGAAUUUGGACAACGCACGAGAAAGGUUCCCGGAUCUUUUUUGGCUGCUGUUUGGAUUGCUGGAUCGCGUUCACCUGAACUUGGUCUUUCAUCAUCGCCUCCCUGUGUGGUUUGAGUUGGCGUGCGUUGUACACACCGAUCGCGUUUUCAUCGUCGUCCACUACGAGGAGCAACUCGGUGGAGCUCUCGCCAUCUGAAGACACUCUCCUGUCAUUGGAGGACACCCGAGGAGAGGGGAUACCCCAGCGCACGACCAAGCAAAGGGACGCUUCACGCUGAAUGGAUGCAGCGCGAGCGGUGGGGGUAACCAGAGAUCCCAGGCGGCAGCAACCGACUCCAUCGCUGAUUGGCGGACGGAGCGGCGAAUGGGAAACGACGCCGAGUAUAAAAGCGACAAGCGGAAGACAUCGAGCUUUCGCAUCUCGGAUUCCAAGAGGCAAAAACCUCGCGAGAACAACGCAAAAUUUCGCGCGCAAAACCAUCGAUAGUCUGCAUAGCGACAUAAGUCGAUCGUGCGAACGCGUUGGAAAGUUCCGUGCGCAGCACGUUAAGAUUAAUUUUGUGUAACGCAGAGCUGAAUGCGAGUAGGCUCAUCACGCACUGACACACAGACUCGUUUACGCGAUUCCGCGAGAAUAAGCGUCGCGGUCGGGACCUGUGAACAUAGAUUUAAGUGAGAUAGUGAAUAAACACAAACAUUGAUUUUUGUUAUUGUUACAAAC
Molecule: messenger RNA, 1365 nt
Organism: Monomorium pharaonis (pharaoh ant)
Lineage: Eukaryota; Metazoa; Arthropoda; Insecta; Hymenoptera; Formicidae
Exons: 7
Coding region: 269-721 (150 amino acids)
Source: RefSeq, a predicted model, not a curated record